CCUGAAUAAUGAGCAUACCCAUGUAGAGAUGCUUGCAGCGGACUAGAACCGUGAGCUUAACUUGCUGGCAGCGUAACCCCGAUACUGACCGGAGAAGCCAGUCCAGGCCUUUCUUAAUAUUGCUGCCCUUUACGUCCGCAGGAUGAUAGGCAGUGAAUAUGACUUCAUCGAGUUGUAAAGCAGGUUUCACUGAAGGUCCGCCGUCACCGUGAUCAUGUCUGUGUAUCUUCGCAGUGCCCAGCACUUUCGUGGAUACGGGAAGCUUGAAGGUAGUCGCUCCGACUGGAAAACGUCCAUGGGAUUCCGGCAGAAAAAGCAUGAAUGAUGCCGCGAGCACUCAGUAGUAUAUGUCACGGUAGUACUACAUCAUCAAGAGCUUACACUGAAGUCCCGAUACAAUCGUUUCCCAUUAUGGUAACAAAGUUUUGAACCCUGUUGGGGCAGGAUUUUGGUUUUGAUCCAUCACUCACCCAACCACCCAAUCAGCUUGAUGUCGACCCAGCCUCUACUUCAGCGCACAGCUUCAAAGCGCAUCGCACUCCCGGUGCGCGUAGAGCCCAAGGUCUCGUUUGCCAACGAGCGUACCUUCUUAUCAUGGCUCCACUUCACAGUUGUCCUCGGUGGCCUUGCGGUUGGGCUGCUGAAUUUCGGUGACAAGGUUGGGAGGAUUAGUGCAGCAAUGUUCUCUGUCGUUGCCAUGGCUGUGAUGAUAUAUGCGUUGUAUAUAUAUCACUGGAGGGCUGCUUCCAUCCGCAGGGGAGGGCGCGGACCUUACGACGACCGACUUGGACCCACCAUUCUAUGCUCCGCACUCCUCGUCGCUAUUAUCGUCAAUUUCGUGUUGCGGUUCACACAGACGUAAAAAUACGGUGCUUCUGAUGGCGCUCGAUCUAUUGGAUAGGAUUCAGGAUUUAUAUCAAAUUUAUUCUUGUAUAGCCUCUACGAGCAAAC
Suillus subaureus is the source of this 951-nucleotide messenger RNA. RefSeq lists its product as uncharacterized. The transcript has 5 exons. The coding region runs from base 491 to 862 and encodes 123 amino acids. NCBI's taxonomy places the organism in Eukaryota, Fungi, Basidiomycota, Agaricomycetes, Boletales, Suillaceae. Gene Ontology annotation, cellular component: vacuolar transporter chaperone complex; fungal-type vacuole membrane. The record is from RefSeq and is a predicted model, not a curated record.